ACAGACCCACAGAGCCUAGAGCCUAAGAGCUGGCUGCGGGGCCGCGCGCGCCUGCUGGCCUAAGGAGUGGCCACCUCGCCAUGUCGCCCCGCACCUGGCUGAACUAGGAGCGCCUGAGGAUGUCGGCACUGAGAAAGGUUCUGCCUGGCAUUCUGCAGAAGCAUUGCUGUAUCCUACCGGAUAGGAACACAGAAUCGCAGUGCACCCUCUGUGGAGAGCCGGAAGAGGAAGAAGGUGGAGACUUGGCCCAGCCGGGCCUCAGCUUCUCGGGGCCGGCAGACGAGGACCUAGACCCGCCGUGCGCAUGGACGCCCACGCCGCACUUCAAUGAGGACCGGUACUCGCCCGCGCCCCGCAGCAUGAAGGGGUUACCCGCCGGCCGGAGCCAGACCCCGCUAUGCGCGGGCCACACCUGCGGCCUGGCGCCCCCCGACGACUGCGAGCUGGCCCACGACCACCUGCACCACGGGCCGGACCCCCGGCAGCCCUACCUGCUGGGCCCCGUGGAGGGCUGCGCGCUGGACCACCGCCGCUGCUCGCCCCGGAGCUCGGUGCGCUCCGAGUGCGCGCCGGCGCCCGCGGGGCCCGGGGAGCCCAUGUCCAGCAGCACCUUCCCCCGCAUGCACUACAGCUCCCACUGCGACCCCCGGGACUGUGACCCCCGGGACUACGACCCGCGGGACUACGAGGGCGGCGGGGGCCGCUCGGGCGCGCGCCGCAUCCCCGCCAACCUCCUGGACCAGCUGGAGAAGCAGCUGCCGCUGCACCGCGACGGCUUCCACACGCUGCAGUACCAGCGGGCCUCGGCGGCCGAGCCUCGCGGCGGGAGCCCGGGCCGCAUCCGCCACCUGGUGCACUCCGUGCAGAGGCUCUUCGCCAAGUCGCACUCGCUGGAGGGCGCGUCCAAGAACGGCGUCAACGGCGGCGGCGCGCGGGGCGACGACCACCACCACGGCCACCACCCCAAGCACGGCAAGCGGAGCAAGAGCAAGGAGCGCAAGCCGGAGAGCAAGCACCGGCCCGGCCUGAGCAGCUGGUGGAGCUCCGACGACAACCUGGACAGCGACAGCACCUACCGGACGCCCAGCGUGGUCACCAGGCACCCGCUGGACCCCGGCCCCCACUGCUACCCCGACGCCCUGCAGAGCCCCUUCGGGGACCUCUCCCUGAAGACCUCCAAGAGCAACAGCGACGUGAAGUGCGCGGCCUGCGAGGGCCUGGCGCUCACGCCCGACCCCCGGUACCUGAAGCGCAGCUCCUGGUCCGCGCUCACCGUGAGCCAGGCCAAGGAGGCCUACCGCAAGAGCUCGCUGAACCUGGACAAGCCCCUGGCCCACCCGGAGAUCAAGCCUGCCCUGCGGCCCUGCCACUACCUCCAGGUGCCUCAGGACGAGUGGGGCGGGUACCCCACGGGCGGCAAGGACGAGGAGAUUCCCUGCCGGAGGAUGAGGAGCGGCAGCUACAUCAAAGCCAUGGGGGAUGAGGAGAGCGCAGAGUCUGACUCCAGCCCCAAGACGCCCCCGACGGCCCCCCUCCGCCCCGAGCCCCUGCUGAAGUCUCUGGCGGCCAGGCCCCUAGGGGACCUCCAGAGCCAGAGCUACCUGCAAGCUGCAAGCGAGAUGCCCCUGCCCCACAGCCUGGACCCCUCUGCCAGCUACAACUCCCCGAAGUUCCGCUCCAGGAACCAGAGCUACAUGCGGGCUGUGAGCACCCUGAGUCAAGCCAGCUGUGUGAGCCAGAUGAGCGAGGCCGAGGUCAAUGGGCAGUUCGAGUCGGUGUGUGAGUCUGUCUUCAGCGAAGUGGAGUCUCAGGCCAUGGAUGCCCUGGACCUGCCCGGAUGCUUCCGCACGAGGAGCCACAGUUACCUGCGAGCCAUCCAAGCUGGCUACUCCCAGGACGAUGAGUGUGUUCCCGUGAUGACGCCCGCCAACGUGGCCGCAGCCAUCCGGUCUACGGCAGCCGCCACCUACGCCAACUACAAGAAGACGCCCCCACCCGUGCCCCCGCGGACCACCUCAAAGCCGCUGAUCUCAGUGACGGCGCAGAGCAGCACCGAGUCCACGCAGGACGCCUACCAGGACAGCCGUGCUCAGCGGAUGUCCCCGUGGCCCCAGGACGGCCGCGGCCUGUACAACUCCACAGACAGUUUGGACAGCAACAAGGCCAUGAGCCUGGCUCUGGAAACGGCUGCGGCCCAGCGCCACGCCGCAGACAGCCAGGGCGGUGCCACCCGGACCAGCGACAAGGCCAUCCUGGCCUCCAAGGCUGAGGAGCUGCUCAAGAGUCGCUGCUCCUCCAUUGGGGUCCAGGAUUCUGAGUACCCAGAGCAUCAGCCAUACCCAAGGUCAGAUGUGGAAACAGCCACUGAUUCGGACACUGAGAGCAGAGGACUACGGGAGUACCACUCGGUCGGCGUGCAAGUGGAAGACGAAAAGCGGCACGGGCGCUUUAAGCGCUCCAACAGCGUCACGGCUGCCGUCCAGGCCGACCUGGAGCUGGAGGGCCCCCAGGACCACGUCACCAUGGAAGACAAGGGCCUGCAGUUUGGCUCCUCCUUCCAGCGGCACUCAGAGCCCAGCACCCCGACGCAGUAUGGAGCGGUGCGGACUGUGCGGACCCAGGGCCUCUUCAGCUACCGGGAGGACUAUAGGACGCAGGUGGACGCCUCCGCCCUGCCCCCGCCCGAGCCCUGGCUGGAGCCGUCCUUGGAGCCCGGGGAAACGGGGAGACUGUCUCCGUGCCGCAGGGACGGCUCCUGGUUCUUGAAGCUCCUGCACACGGAGACGAAGAGGAUGGAAGGCUGGUGCAAAGAGAUGGAGAGGGAAGCAGAGGAGAACGAUCUCACAGAAGAAAUUCUCGGGAAGAUCAGAAGUGCCGUGGGGAGUGCCCAGCUGCUCAUGUCCCAGAAGUUCCAGCAGUUUUAUUGGCUCUGCCAGCAAAACAUGGACCCCGGCGCCCUGCCCCGGCCGACGCCCCAGGACCUGGCCGGCUACUGGGACAUGCUGCAGCUCUCCGUGGAGGACGUCAGCAUGAAGUUCGACGAGCUGCACCAGCUGAAGCUCAGCGACUGGAAAGUGAUGGACUCGCCCGAGAGAAAGGAAGAAAGGAAGGUCCCCCCUCCGAUACCAAAGAAGCCCCCCAAGGGGAAAUUUCCCAUCACGAGAGAGAAGUCCCUGGACCUACCCGACCGACAGCGCCAAGAAGCCAGGAGACGGCUCAUGGCUGCCAAGAGGGCAGCCUCCUUCCGCCAGAAUUCCACCACGGAGAGAGCAGACAGCAUUGAGAUCUACAUCCCGGAGGCCCAGACCCGGCUCUGAGAACAGUGUGGGCCGCACGGCUGGCUUUGUUCUUUUUCACAGGACGCUUGUACAGUUUGUUGCCUUCCUGGUAGUUUUUGUCUCAUUCCCUCCACCAAAUACGCCCUGGCCCCGUGUUCUCUGCACGUCGGGCACUGUGGAUGCUCCGGAUCUCCUCCACGUGCGGGGCGGACUCGUGCCAUGCGGACUCGCAGCCAGCCAGACAGUCAGGCUCCCCUCCUCAUCCUCAGAGGACCACAGCAACGCCUCUUCAGAUGGACCCCAGCUGACACUUUGUUAUUUAUAUUUUUAUAAAUUGUGAGAUAACUAGAGGUAAGAAUAACAAAUAACUACAAACGGGUGCAUCUCACCACUCCCAAGAGGCAUUAGACAACCCAAGUGGAAGGUGCUACAACCUGAAGGGCAGGGAAGACAGACCCAUUGCUCCACAGACCUCCAGCCUCCCUCCGCCAAGUCCAGCUGGCCCUGCCGCCCAUCCUGGCCCUCCAUGUUGCCGCAGGAAGCACCUGGUUCCUUGUGGGGAGCUCGUGGCGAUGAGAAGGGGACUCGGUAACCUUCAGAUUGCCCCUCGAUGGUUCUCCAAGCCGAGGAGAUGGCAAGGCUCCAAAAUCACCCAACACAGCAUCUGCUCUUGGAAAAAGGAUCUGAGAGUUCCCGCAAAGACUGAUGCCUGGGAAGAAUCAUCUGGAACCUCAGAAAGCCUCGAGCUCAAAUGUAGAUGGAGAAGUUGUCCACUUCCAUGAAAAAAGUCAUUGCUUUUUGUGAUCCCUCUGUGAGUUAAAACAUCACACAUAGCAUUUUCUUUAAAUUCUUCAUUUUUGUGCUCCAUGUAAUUUUUCGUUUGUUUUGCCUACAUUCUCAAACUGCUUUAUCAGUUGACUUUUCAGGGUAUCCUCCUAUAAAAAAAAAAAGAGAAAGGGUUGCUUGUUGAAAAUGACAGUUGUGAUGUUAUAAAAGUAUAAGAAAUAUGAAUGCGAGUGGUAAGUAUAUCUCAGUUGAAAUGGUAAAGAAGAUAAUGUAGUUUAUACCUGUAUUUUUCCAGAAUUAUUUUGUCCUAUGCAGUACUGCUAAAGUUAAUAUAUUUCCUGCCUGGGUUAGACAUGCAGGAGGGAAACACGGUCACAUCUGGUGAUUUCCAGCUGUGGAAUGUGCAAAGGUACUUAGUGCUCGUGACUCUGGAGGCCAGCAGGGCAAGGGGAAGCUACCCUGAAGCCUGCAAAGGAAGAGGCUAUGUGGUUCCCGCUGCUCCUGGCCCCAGAGUUCUCCGCCUCCCUGCAGCUCUGGCAGGUUCAGAGGUGUUCUUUCUGUACCAGGUCUUCCUUCUUGCUGCUUUAAGGAACAUGAUGUGCGUAGCCAUGGGCGGGAAGCUCUCCACAGCCCCCUAGCACUUUGUUUUCUCUCUAGAUUCGCACUUUAAGAUGGGCCUGGGAUGGGACAGGACAUCUGGACGCUGCACUGCCCUUCCUCAUAGCUGUAUUCCACCACGCAUGGGGCUCCCGGGGACACAGUUGAUGUUGAUAUUGCAGCAUGUCGAGCUUCGAAGUUUUACUUUUUUAAAGCUGAGUAGUUACGAUUUCCCUGUUACAAUAAAUCCCUAUAAAUUGAGCCUCAUACCUGGUAUAUAUUUUACCAAACAGCCUUAAAGUAUAUUGGAAGCAAAAAUCAUACGAAUGUAUAUCCUUAAAAAAUGCAAAAAAAAAAUCCCCUGAAUUAUUCUUCUAUAACUGAAUCCUAUUUCCCCAGAGUGUUCAAAUCAUUUUUCUACCUGAAUAAACACCUAAAUCCUGAACAAUGUACAAUAUGACACUUCUGUACUCACUCCACUGUGUUGAAAGCUAGUAUAUGUAUAAGUAUUGACAUUUUAGACUUUGAAGUGACAAAGGAACUCCUAUUUAGAACAGCCACAGGCAAGCAGAACCCAUGUUAAUUAUAGAUAAAGAAAUGCAAAGUGCACAUGUACGCUGGCCAAGAGAUCAUAUGGGCUUCCUGGCAGCCGAUGUGUUUAUCUUGU
This is a messenger RNA of Perognathus longimembris pacificus (Pacific pocket mouse), 5328 nucleotides long. It is a transcript of the gene Dlgap2, whose product is annotated as DLG associated protein 2. Gene Ontology annotation, biological process: signaling. Gene Ontology annotation, molecular function: molecular adaptor activity. Gene Ontology annotation, cellular component: postsynaptic specialization; glutamatergic synapse. NCBI's taxonomy places the organism in Eukaryota, Metazoa, Chordata, Mammalia, Rodentia, Heteromyidae. The record is from RefSeq and is a predicted model, not a curated record. The coding region runs from base 120 to 3317 and encodes 1065 amino acids. The transcript has 15 exons.